CUGAGAGAGACUCAACAACAACAGCAAGACUGCAGGAUCAGAGAGAAUCAUGAUGUACAUUUUGCUGAGUUUAGCCGUCGGCUUGGUGAUGCUACCUUACAUCAAUGCAAAAUGCUGUUCAGGGGAGUGCAUUGGCGAAUUCUUGGUUUCUGGACCAAAUGGUGUUCCAGACUCUAAUUUGACUGCAUCAAGUGUAUUGGACAUUUAUCAUCAGCCAUAUAGAGCAAGACUUGGCACACCAGAUAAUAGUUUUCCUGAGGAAAGAGGGGCCUGGGUUCCUUUACAACAAAAUACUGAACAGUGGAUUCAGGUAGACUUUGGUUCUGUGAAGAGAGUCAGUGGAGUUGUCACACAAGGGAGAGAAGAACUUAAUUCUCUUCAAUGGGUUACAGAAUUCAGAAUACUCUACAGAGAGAAUGAUGAACCAUUCAGAGCUGUAACAAAGAAUGGAAUUGAGACAUUUCCAGGAAACGAUGAUAAAGUCACCCCUGUACUCAACAUGUUCAAAAGUGUGAAGGCAAGAUUUAUACGAAUCAACCCCACAGCUUGGUUCUAUAUUGCAUUGAGAUUUGACGUCAUAGGCUGUGAAAUAUAAUCAAAGAAGCAGUUACCUUAUAUACAUUUGUGAUGUCAUUUUGAUUAAAUUCCCCAAGAACUAAAAUGAGGACAUUUGGUAUUGGUAAUGGUUUUCUAAAUAAAAGAAAAGAAAAUCAAAGUAUGCAACAGAUUGUUGCAAUAAAUUUUUGCGGGAACUGACAUAUGCAGUAGGAGAAUACAAUGCAUUCUUGACAAUACCAUAAUAGGGACACAAAAAUUGGAGAGCAUUUCUCCUUCAAAAUUGUAAUAAAAAUGUAAAUACUGUAAUGAAACAUCAAAGACAAAUACAUGAAGGCUUAA
Owenia fusiformis is the source of this 897-nucleotide messenger RNA. The record is from the annotation of a GenBank genome assembly. NCBI's taxonomy places the organism in Eukaryota, Metazoa, Annelida, Polychaeta, Sabellida, Oweniidae.